AUGUCAGACCUUCUGCCUAUCAACUUUGUCGGGACCGCUGCGGCCGUCGUGCAGAGCGCAAGCAAUGGAAGUUGUCGGGUCUACUCUCAGAACAAAGACUAUCAGCUCUACGAAAUGGUGUUGAGCGACACAACGAGCACUACCUAUGUCCUCGGGGAUCUCACCGCUACUCCAUUUCCCACUCCCCGUAUCAACACGCCCAUCGCAGCCGUGUCGUGGAACAACUUGGCCGAGAUCCGCGUGUAUUACAUCACUACCGAUAGUCAGGUGCAGGAGAUUUACUAUAGCGGUGGUCAUUGGGGCAAAGGUCAGGUCUUGGGCACCGCAGUUGAGACCAUUGCCUUCUUGUAUACGUCAGUCGUAGUCAGCCCUCGUAUCGUGGUCAGGGUUGGGUUCCAGUCGUCCAUUGAUCCCAAGACUAUCACCGAAGCUGUGUGGGACGCCGGGUGGAACAACCGUAUACUCUAA
Messenger RNA from Suillus subalutaceus, 468 nucleotides. RefSeq lists its product as uncharacterized. NCBI's taxonomy places the organism in Eukaryota, Fungi, Basidiomycota, Agaricomycetes, Boletales, Suillaceae. The coding region runs from base 1 to 468 and encodes 155 amino acids. The transcript has 2 exons. The record is from RefSeq and is a predicted model, not a curated record.